Messenger RNA from Lepisosteus oculatus (spotted gar), 1253 nucleotides. The record is from RefSeq and is a predicted model, not a curated record. NCBI's taxonomy places the organism in Eukaryota, Metazoa, Chordata, Actinopteri, Semionotiformes, Lepisosteidae.
CCCGUGUACAUCAGUCACUUAUUACACAAGAUGGCGUCGCCCUCGGAAGACCUUGAGGGUGAAAGCUAUUUUAUGAGAGAGAUUGAGAAGCGAGACGGGUCCUGCUUGCGUAUAAAGCAGUGCAGUAAGGGAGAUGUUGGGUGUGUGGUUUGGGACGCGGCCAUCGUGCUUGCGAAAUACCUCGAAACCGAGCAGUUUUAUCAGCCCUCCGAGGGGAUCAACACAUGGGCAAACAAAACAGUCUUGGAGUUGGGAGCGGGGACCGGAGUCGUGGGUCUAAUGGCUGCAACGCUGGGAGCCCGUGUCACUGUGACGGAUCUGGAAGACCUACAGCCCCUGCUGGAAUUAAACAUCAGGGACCACCUGCCUCUCGUCCGCACUGGGUCUGUCAAAGCCAAGGUACUGAAAUGGGGAGGAGAUGUGACAGAGUUUUUGCCUCCACCUGACUUCCUGCUGAUGGCUGACUGCAUCUACGUUUUUUUCCGUCCCUGUGCUGAACAGCUGCUGCUGCAGGACUUUGAGGCCAAGGAGAUCCCACUGGAAAAGCAGGACCCGGAGUACAGCAGUGAGGACAUCCACAUCCUGCUCCUCCGCUCCCGAGCCUCUUAAUGCUGGGGCCUGGGUACUGUCUGCGGGGAGACGCCACCAGGGCCAUUGAGUGGGCUGUGUAGGGACAGGCCAGGAGUGUCGUGAAGGCGUACAGCGUGGAACUGUCUUGAGAUGCUUACUUCUAAAACCCGCCCCCUGCAGAGAGUGGGGCUCUUCCAUCGCUAGAGGCCUGUGGUCUUGUCUGCUUCGUAAAAGGGUGUUAUUCCCAGUGGGCUGCCGUGUAGAAUGUGGGCUGGAAAUGAAAAUGAUCUGCGUCCAAAUUCUCAAGAUCGAGUGAACAAGUAUUUUUUUUGUUCUUUACCGUCAAUAAAUGUUUUUUUAAAAAUGCUGCAUCGCUGGCUCUUCCAAGAGGGUAAAAUAGAAUUUCUGAAACGGCGAGGAGAUCAGUUAAGUCGCCAGUUCGGGCUGGAGAGCGAGAGAGAUGCGAGCUAGCAUGGAAUUUAGGUCCAGGCUAAUCGAUGUCGCAAGACAGAAAUCCAUGAGAUUGCAAAAAUAAAUAUAACCAUAUUUAAUUCCCACUAUUUACAGACCAACUAUACAUUGUAAGUGGAUUGGUUUAAUAAUAGCUUUCUGAAAACAAUUUCAUGCUCUUGCCACAAAAAAUGUUGACUGAAAAUAUUUACUUUGAUUAAAAAAAAAAAACA